Messenger RNA from Diaporthe batatas, 1729 nucleotides. RefSeq lists its product as uncharacterized. Gene Ontology annotation, molecular function: acyltransferase activity, transferring groups other than amino-acyl groups. The coding region runs from base 250 to 1626 and encodes 458 amino acids. The record is from RefSeq and is a predicted model, not a curated record. Lineage: Eukaryota; Fungi; Ascomycota; Sordariomycetes; Diaporthales; Diaporthaceae. The transcript is spliced from 2 exons.
CGACUCCAACUCCAACUCAUAUAGGCUACUCUCAUCGUAGGGAAUAAAUGGGAUCGGAUCGCCGGAACUGAACUGACUUAAAUUGCUUUUCAGGGUGCAAAACACAUUUAUCAUUGUCUUUACCGUCACAUAGCAGACACGAUAGGUCACCACACACACACACCACAGCUGUGCCGUUGUCUCUCCCAACUUUGAAUCGACGGGCACUUUGGCCUCCAACAUUGAAGGUCACCACUCGCCACAUCCAAAAUGGCCCCCAAACAGAAGCAGCCAUGCUAUGUCCUCGGCGUGGGCAUGACCAAGUUCAUCAAGCCGCGGGGCAAGGUGGACUACACCGAGCUCGGGUUUGAGGCCGGCGUCAAGGCCAUGCUGGACGCAAAGAUCAACUACGACGACGUCGAGCAGGGCAUCGCGUGCUACUGCUACGGAGACUCGACGUCUGGCCAGCGCGUCUUCUACCAGUUCGGCAUGACCCAGAUCCCCAUCUUCAACGUAAACAACAACUGCUCAACAGGAUCGACCGGGCUGGCCAUUGGGAGGCAGUACAUCUCGAGCGGUGCUGCCGACUGCGUGCUGGUGGUCGGCUUCGAGAAGAUGAUGCCCGGCAGCCUGCAGACCUUCUUCAACGACCGCGAGAAUCCCACCGGCACCUCGGGCCUGAUGAUGGCAGAGACCCGUGGCUUCACCAAUGCCCCCGGUGCCGCCCAGAUGUUUGGCAAUGCCGGCCGUGAAUACAUGGAGAAGUACGGCGCAACGGCCGCUGACUUUGCUGAGAUCGGCCGCAUCAACCACGCCCACAGCGUGAACAACCCCUACUCGCAGUUCCAGGACGUCUACACGCUCGAGCAGAUCGAGAAGGCGCCCAUGAUCUUCGAGCCCCUGACCAAGCUGCAGUGCUGCCCCACGUCGGACGGCGGCGCCGCGGCGGUGCUGGUGUCGCAGGCCUUCCUGGACGCCCGGCCGCACCUCAAGGAGCAGGCCGUCCAGAUCGCAGGCCAGUGCAUGGCCACCGACGCCCCCUCGCUCUUCUCCAAGAGCUCCAUCGACCUGAUGGGCCGCGAGAUGACCGAGUACGCCGCCCGCACCGCCAUGGCCGAGGCCGGCGUCAAGCCCUCCGACUUCAGCGUGUGCGAGCUGCACGACUGCUUCAGCGCCAACGAGAUGAUCACCCUCGACUUCCUGGGCCUGUCGGAGCCGGGCAAGGCCCACGAGCUCGUCCGCUCGGGCGGCAUCACCUACGGCGGCAAGGUCGUCGUCAACCCCUCCGGCGGGCUCAUCUCCAAGGGCCACCCGCUCGGCGCCACGGGCAUCGCUCAGUGCGCCGAGCUGGUCUGGCACCUGCGCGGCUGGGCAAACAACCGCGAGGUUGCCGGCACCAAGUACUGCCUGCAGCACAACCUCGGCCUCGGCGGCGCCGUUGUCGUCACUGUCUACAAGCGGGCUGACGGGAAGGCGGCUCCUAAGCUGGACGAUGCUACCGUGGGCAAGGUCACCGGCCUCGGGUACAACCCUGCCACCCAGGCCAAGGGCUUCACGGCUGCGCAGGCGAGGGCGGUGAGGAGCAAGGACCGGGCGAGCGACUGGGCACUGCAGGACACUGAGAAGAAGGUCGAGGCUAGGUUUUAGGGCGCUCGUUUGUACUGUCGACAUUGGAACCGCAUAGCUGUCAGAGAUUGCCUGUAGGAACAAGUUUGAACGCCGCUAAUGAAGAGUUUUCACCCAAUGUAAA